This is a messenger RNA of Eublepharis macularius, 1433 nucleotides long. RefSeq names its product decapping enzyme, scavenger (gene DCPS). The transcript has 6 exons. Gene Ontology annotation, cellular component: P-body; nucleus. Gene Ontology annotation, biological process: deadenylation-dependent decapping of nuclear-transcribed mRNA. The coding region runs from base 59 to 1255 and encodes 398 amino acids. The record is from RefSeq and is a predicted model, not a curated record. NCBI's taxonomy places the organism in Eukaryota, Metazoa, Chordata, Lepidosauria, Squamata, Eublepharidae. Gene Ontology annotation, molecular function: hydrolase activity; RNA 7-methylguanosine cap binding.
GAGCUGCCGGUUUUCAACGCAUUGAUCUUUAAGGAGCCGCAUCACACAGAGAAGUCGCAUGAGAGCCGGAAAUGAGGGGCACCCGGAUCGCCCUCUCAGGAAAUUUGACAGCACAUGCGCAAAUCUCAUCGCCAGCCUCGCCUUUGAAGCGACCUCCCGCCGGCAGAGGGCGAAGCUCAGCAACCGGGACUCAGUGGGCGCGAACGGCUGGGGAUUGCGCACGCGCACAAUUCUCCCCCUUCUCCCUCCCCCAUCCAUCCCUCUCCACAAAGCCAUGGCGGAGUCCCCGACUCUGAAGAGGAAACGUGAAGAAAAAGAGAGUAAGAACGGGACGGCCGAGUCCCCAAAGGAAGGCGCCACCGCCACUGGGUUCACUUUGACGGACCUCUCAGUGCGGAGGGUGCUCAGGGAGUCUGCGCGGGACAAGACCAUCUUCCUCCAUGGGCAGGUGAAGAGUGCGUCUGGGGAUGGGACUGACGCCGUGGUGAUUUUGGAGAAGACCCCCUUCCAGGAGGAGAACAUUUCUGAGCUCCUUAAAAAACACACAAAGCUGAAGCUUCAGAUGUCCAAUGACAUCUACAGCACCUACCACCUCUACCUUCCUCCAGAACUCAAUGAGAUAAAGACAACUGUAGUGUAUCCAGCAACGGAGAAGCAUCUUCAGAAAUACUUGCGUCAAGAAGUGUAUCUUAUCCAGGAGACCGGGGCCGAUUACAAGACCAUUACACUGCCUUUUAUAGAAUCGCAGAGCUUCAGCAUUCAGUGGGUUUAUAAUAUCCUGGAGAAGAAGGCUGAGGCCGACCGAAUAAUCUACGAAAACUCGGAUCCCGCCCAUGGUUUUGUUCUCAUUCCUGAUUUGAAAUGGGAUCAAAAGCAGCUGGACGAUUUGUACUUAAUUGCUAUCUGCCAUUGCCGGGGAAUAAAGUCACUAAGGGACCUUACUGCUGAGCAUCUUCCUUUACUGAGGAACAUCUUGAAGGAAGGGAAGGAGGCCAUAGUGAAGCGCUUUGGGAUUGCUGGGGCCCGGCUGCGGAUCUAUCUGCAUUACCAGCCGUCUUACUAUCACCUCCAUGUCCAUUUCACUGCCCUGAGCUAUGAUGCUCCUGGAAUCUCCGUGGAGCGAGCCCACCUCCUCUCUGAUGUGAUAGAUAACCUGGAACUUGACUCCCACUACUAUCAGAUGCGCACCCUGACCUUUGCUCUCCGAGCUGAUGAACCUCUGCUCAAGAAAUUCCAGGAAGCUGGUCGAGUUUGAACUCUUUGGUGGAGACUUCUGGAUUAAGUGUAUUGACAUUUCCUCGGGAUAAUUUUAUAUUGUCUUUUAAAAGAUGUUUUCCUUAUGGUUUUGUAAGGCUGGGAUUUCAUUUCCCAUCUGUUGUGCUUAUAUCAUUUUUCUAUUAAUAAAUAGCUGUGUCCAGCUGCAUUAUUCAUUA